AUGGCUCACGCUGAGCUCGGUGACCAGGAGGCGAUUAUCACUACUGAAAGUGAAGAACAUGACCACCAGGACGAUUACGAGGUUCACUGGGAGGAGGACGAUCCGGCAAACCCACACGCUAUGACAUCGAAGCGUAAAUGGAUCAUCGUGAGCCUAGUAAGUACCAUGACGGUGUGCGUAUGCGUCACUAGCUCGCUUUACACAGCGACGUACAAUCAGAUCAUGGCCGAAUUCAAUUGCUCUCGGACUGUCGCAACUCUCGGACUCAGUUUCUACAUUGCUGGACUGGGAUGGGGACCUCUAGUGAUGAGUCCUUUGUCGGAGUUCUACGGCAGAAGACCCAUCUACAUCGUUUCACUUCCUCUGUACAUUGUCUUCCUCAUACCCUGUGCUGCUGCCCACAAUAUCCAAACAAUGCUAGUUGCGAGGUUCUUAGACGGACUCGCUGGGGCGGCAUUUACCUCGGUCGCGGGGGCUACCGUGGGCGACAUGUACACCAAAAGCACCCUGCAUACUCCCAUGCUGAUAUACACAGCUUCACCAUUUACCGGGGCCAGCAUAGGGCCUAUCUUGGGCGGGCUGAUAAACUCGUGGGCCUUAUGGAGGUGGUCAUUUUACGUCUUGCUCAUCUGGUCAAGUAUCCAGUCUAUCCUUGUUAUUAUCUUCGUCCCCGAGACAUACGCGCCAGUGCUGCUCCGAAGCAGGGCUCGCAAAUUGCGGCAGGAAACCGGGGACGAUCGAUGGAGGGCUGCGAUCGAAAAAAUGGAUCGAUCUGUUUUGAAGACUGUUCUUCACUCACUGUAUCGACCAUUCAUGCUACUUCUCCUGGAGCCGAUGUGUCUCAAUCUUUGCCUACUCUCGUCCAUCGCCCUAGGAGUUCAGUAUCUCUUCUUUGGGGCGUUCGGGGUGGUGUACGGCAACGCGUAUAAUUUCGGGUUAUGGCAGUCGGGACUGGCAUUCACUGGUCUUUUGGUGGGGAUGAUCAUGGCGGUCGUGAUUGAUCCAUGGUGCUGCAAGAUUUACCCCUACUUCUCCCGAGGCCACAAAGAGGAAGGGAACACUGGGAACAAUGAGCCGGAAAGUCGUCUACCCCCCGCUGUCAUCGGAGCUCCGCUCAUGACUAUCGGGUUAUUCUGGUUUGGAUGGACAGCCUUCCCUUCAAUCCAUUGGAUUGUGCCUAUCCUUGGAAGCGCCGUAUUUGGAGCUGGAAUGAUCUUCGUAUUCCAAGGAGUCUUUACCUUUUUCGUGGACGCUUAUCCACUGUACGCAGCCAGUGCGCUUGGUGCCAACAGCUUUACUAGGAGUACCUUUGCAGCUGCUUUUCCUCUCUUUGGCGUGGCGAUGUACCACAAGUUGGGUGAUCAGUGGGCUACGUCCUUGCUUGCUUUCCUGAGCCUUGCUAUGGCUCCGUUUCCGUACAUCUUCUUUAGAUAUGGAAAGAGGAUUCGAAGCAGAAGUCGCUUUGCGACCUAAAAGUUAC
Molecule: messenger RNA, 1480 nt
Organism: Aspergillus costaricaensis CBS 115574
Lineage: Eukaryota; Fungi; Ascomycota; Eurotiomycetes; Eurotiales; Aspergillaceae
Product: MFS transporter
Exons: 9
Coding region: 1-1473 (490 amino acids)
Biological process (GO): transmembrane transport
Cellular component (GO): membrane
Molecular function (GO): transmembrane transporter activity
Source: RefSeq, a predicted model, not a curated record